AUGCUCAACGUUAUGGAUUUCUCCUGCCCGGAUCCGCUCUACUCCAAGUACGAGGAGAGCUGCGAGAUGAAAACCGGAGACCUGCAGGGCUUGGGGCAGCCUGAGCAGCAACUUCUGGCAGAGGCCGAUUUCCUUGGAGGUGAGCUGCUGGGCGUCCCCGGCAGCGGCGGGGCCGUGGAUUACUCCCUGCUGGGCAGCCAGCCCUCCCCUUCCCUCAGCUACACCGGCAGCUUCUUCAUCAAGGCGGUCCCGGAGCACCCGCAGGACCAGGAAUCCCUCUUCAACCUGAUGUCGGGCAUCCUGGGCAUCUCCCCCUUCGCCUCCUCCGAGGGCCACCAGAGGCACCUGGACGCUCUUUACCCCUGUCCCGAGGUGGCUCCGAGCCAGCUGGACCUGUACCCGUCGUGCCAGCCCGAGAUGAGCGGGUCCAGCCCGGCCCCGUUCCCGGAGCCGGGCUACGGCGCCUUCCCCGCGGCCGAGGGCGCCCAGCCCCUGCCGGGGAACACCUCGCAGUGCUUCUUCCAGCCCAAGCUCCUGGACAGCAAGCAGGACAUCAAGCUGUCCUCCGGCUCCCCGCCCCUGGACAAGUUCAAAGGCGCCUGUGCCCAGUGGGAGCCGCUGUCCCAGCAGCACCAGGCCUACCUGCCCGCCGCCUUCCCCUCUCCCGAGGGCUUCCCGGCCCCCGAGAGCAGCCAGGGGCUGUUCCCCGCGCUGAGCUCCAAGAUGGAGAGCGUCUUGUCCGCCGGCUGCCAGCCGGAGCUCGGCAGCCUGGCAGAGGACGCCGCCUGCUUCGGAGCCCAUCUGGGCUUCGGCUGCGAGCCAGAGAACUUCCCGGCCCGCGGGGACUUCGCCGACAGCAAGAUGCACACCCUGCCCGCGCCAUUAAUGCCGGACUUCGACGCCUCCUUGGCCCAGCCCGAGGUGCUGCCGGGCCUGCUGGGCUCCGCCGAGCUGCUCCAUCCUCACCCGUCUCCUUCCGUGCCGCCCCCGGAGUUCCUGGGCCCGGCGCCGCCGCUGCCCUCGCUGCUGCCCGCCGGCCCUGCCGCGCUGGCCGAGCCCAAGAAGAAGGCUCGGCGCAGCAAGUGCUCCUCCAAGUGCUUCUGCCCCAAGCCCCACGAGAAGGCGUUCGCCUGCCCGGUGGAGAACUGCGUCCGCAGCUUCGCCCGCUCCGACGAGCUCAACCGGCACCUGCGCAUCCACACGGGCCACAAGCCCUUCCAGUGCCGCAUCUGCCUGCGCAACUUCAGCCGCAGCGACCACCUCACCACGCACAUCCGCACGCACACGGGCGAGAAGCCCUUCUCGUGCGACACCUGCGGCCGCCGCUUCGCCCGCUCGGACGAGAAGAAGCGGCACAGCAAGGUGCACCUCAAGCAGAAGGCGCGGAGCGAGGAGAAGCUCAAGGGCUUGGGCUUCUUCUCGGUGGGGCUGUCCUUCGGGCCGCUCUGA
Messenger RNA from Camarhynchus parvulus, 1449 nucleotides. RefSeq names its product early growth response 4 (gene EGR4). Gene Ontology annotation, biological process: regulation of transcription by RNA polymerase II. The record is from RefSeq and is a predicted model, not a curated record. Lineage: Eukaryota; Metazoa; Chordata; Aves; Passeriformes; Thraupidae. Gene Ontology annotation, molecular function: DNA-binding transcription factor activity, RNA polymerase II-specific; RNA polymerase II cis-regulatory region sequence-specific DNA binding.